This is a messenger RNA of Tuber melanosporum (Perigord truffle), 2445 nucleotides long. RefSeq lists its product as uncharacterized. NCBI's taxonomy places the organism in Eukaryota, Fungi, Ascomycota, Pezizomycetes, Pezizales, Tuberaceae. The coding region runs from base 1 to 2445 and encodes 814 amino acids. The transcript has a single exon. The record is from RefSeq and is a predicted model, not a curated record.
AUGUCAACAGCUGAAGCCCCAACCCUACAAAACCGUCGCCUGAGACUCCGCAAUGCCCGAACAAAUCCUAGCACACUACCACCGAGCUCAGGCUACUACACGCAUAGGGGAAUGUUGACAAGUCCUGUUGGUAGAAAGUCCUCGUUUCCAGAGGAUAAUGGGUGGGAGACGGAGGAUCAGGGGGGGGAUGGGGAGGAGGAGGGUAGUAAUAACGACAACGGCGGUGAGGCGGGUAGGAAACGUAGGAAUAGGGUUUCAUCUUCUUCGCUUUUGAGUGAUGGGUCGACGUUGAUUGGUGGGGGGGUGGACGAUAAGGCGGGGGGCGGCAGUGAAGAUGAACGAGGAAGCGGUAGUAACGGAAGACCCCCCUCACCACUAUUCUCACCAGUGGGCUCCGUCCGCGCGAUGACUAGCCCGAUUCCGGUGCGUCCCAUGUCCAUGAUUUCGACCCCGAGUCCAUACAACUACGCCUCGACCGCUCACCACCGCCGGAACCGCUCGAACGGUGGGAUCAGCAGUGGGGACUCGCCGGGGAGUUCGGCCCGCUAUAUCGACUACCUCGAGCAUCAGAUAGCCGAUACGGUCUCGCAGUUGCAGAGCUACACAUCCCCGAGCGACGGCACCAGCCACGCCGUCAAGAUGCGCAAGCUGACAGCUGAGGCCCGCCUGCUCCGCAGUGAGCUAACAGACUGGGAGAAUAAGUUUUCCACGCGUGUGAAGGAGGAGGUCAAUGCUCGCGCUGCUAUUGAUAAAUCCCUGCGCGCAAAGAUCAAGAACUUGGAGGUAAAGCUUGAGGAGGCAGAGUACAGGUGCAAGACCGCCGAGGUAAACCUCGAAGAGGCCAGGGCCAUGAUUUCGGAUUUGAGGGGGGUAGAAGAGGAGAAUCGGACAUUGGAGUUUAGGAUUGAGGCUCUCAGUGAGCUUUUGGCGGACUCGACGAGGCUGGCGCAAAGUGUUGGUGUUGGUAAGAGUGACUGCUCGUCCGUAGGCUCGGGUAGGCCCGGCUCUAUUGCGCUUCCAAAGAGGAGUAGUAGUCUUGGGUCGUCACCCGUACCAUCAUCGACGCCUUCGCCAGGGACACAGUUGAGAUGUGCUGCAGCAGCUGCCGAUGUUACUGCCACCGGUGAGAAGAAUACACCUGUGGAGGGCCGCAGUUGGAGGGCGAGUCGUGAGAGGAGUACCUGCGCACUAGAAGACUACGGAAUCACUGAUCCAAUUGAAGCCGUGCUCUAUCGUAUGUCCGAGCUAGCUGCGACGGAGGAGGAAGGAGUAGAAGGAGAAAUCGGAUAUUCGGAGGAAUACGGGAUAGAAUUAAAUCCCAACACAGCACUAGUCCAAACAUCCCCUCGUCCUCCAUCUGCAGCCCUACGAAGCCGCAGGAUGCGCCGCUUCCCCUCCGGUUCCUCCGCUCCAAAAACCCUAAUCCUCCCAUCCGCUGCUGUUGUAACCGCAACUACCAUCACAUCUCCAACCCUACCAACCCUCUCGGACCCUGCAUCCGUAAUCUUCGCUCCUCUCUCUCGCCCUCCCUCUUCCUCCUCCUCCUCUUCCCGCUGUGCGCCCCCCCAACAGGCACCAAAAGCCGCAACCCCGCAAACCUCCCUCUUUGCGGAACUAGCCCGAGCCCAAGACUCUAGUGAAGACUCUGGGGAAGACACCGAAGCAGGUCUCGAUGGCGACGACAACGACGCCACCGCCGCCUCCAUCUCCGAAGGACUAACCAACCCAACCCCCCUCGUCGUCAAAGCCAUUAGUAAAGUUGGCGAAUCCUUCGUCUCGCCGCAGGGCACAUUCUUCAGCGCGAAGCGCAAAGCAAUGGACAUUCUCGGCGGGGUAGUCGGCAAUCGCGUUUCCCGCCCUCACCACCACCACCACCACCGCCACCACCUGUUACUAUCACCAAAGCCACCCUCCUCCCCCUCGUCAUCACCCUCGUCAAGGCGCUCAUCGAGGAAGGAAUUUGGUGAAAAGAACAAGAAGACAAAAGCCCCCCCCACAACUACCACUACUUGUGCAUAUUGUCACUGCCACCAACAAUCCCCAUCCUCCACCGCCCUCACUGCGCCAAAGGCGGUAGCAUUAGCAAGGCCAAGAUCCACCUCCGCACCAUUGGUCUUCCCCCAACCCGUUGAAGAAGCCGUCGAGCAUGUGUGGCUGUGGGUCCGUUUCAUGGUCGCGCUAGUCGUUGCGCUGGGUGUCGCGGUGCGCGAGGGACCCGGUGUGGUUGUCGCGGUGGAUGGAGUCGGGAGUGUUGGUGGUGGUGCUAGCGCCGGAGACGGCGGGGGGUUCGAUGGCGUAGGGGAGGAGGAGAGACGUCUUGCUAUUAGGAAGCUGCAGCGGGGUGCUAUGGGUGGUGGGGUGGUGGAGAGUAGAGGGAGGAGGAGGAGGGGGCUUGGGUGGGGGGAGGAGAGGGUUAGGGUUUGGGAGAGGCCCGGGAGUAGGUAG